Oryzias latipes (Japanese medaka) is the source of this 2256-nucleotide messenger RNA. It is a transcript of the gene kcnj8, whose product is annotated as potassium inwardly rectifying channel subfamily J member 8. NCBI's taxonomy places the organism in Eukaryota, Metazoa, Chordata, Actinopteri, Beloniformes, Adrianichthyidae. The record is from RefSeq and is a predicted model, not a curated record. Gene Ontology annotation, cellular component: plasma membrane. Gene Ontology annotation, molecular function: ATP-activated inward rectifier potassium channel activity. Gene Ontology annotation, biological process: regulation of monoatomic ion transmembrane transport; potassium ion import across plasma membrane.
AAUAGUUUUAUUCCAAAAGUUAUCGUAGAAAUAUCUCCCAACAUGAAUAACCCACGUGUUUUGAGAGUGGAAAGGGUUAAUCCAGUGAAUUUAAAUCAAAUAUUAAAACCGGAUUGAGAGUUGUUCCAGUUGUUCAUUUUCAGAAGAACCUGAACACAUGAUUCAGCUCAGUAAAUUAGUACAUUUUUUUAGCUAAAGUUUUAGUUUCUGAUGAGAAUUGUUGACACGAAAAAACUUUUUAACAUUUGGGAGAAAUUUUUGCCCUGACGCGCGUGAAGUUGUAACUUUUCCGACCGUCCCGGAGGGUCCCUGAAGGCGCAGAUCUCAGCUGGUCUGGACUCUGAAGCGGGUCGACGUCAACAGGACAGUGCCGUCAGUCCCUCCCUGCCCUCAGAGGAGCGGCAGAGGCGGCGCUCGCCUCCAACCAUCCCCGAAAAGUCGAUGGAUCCGCGCGUAAAGACGCACCGGCUUCGGAUUUCCGUUUGAGAGCUAACUCCGAGGCUCCCAAAGUCAGCAUGUACCCGAGGAAAAGCAUCAUCCCGGAGGAGUUCGGGCUGCCGGGGCUCGUCUCCCGGAUGCCCCGCAAGCCGGUGUUCAGGGACCGCGUGAACAAGGCGCGCUUCAUCGCCAAGAACGGCUCCUGCAACUUGGCGCACAAGAACAUCCGGGAGCAGGGCCGGUUCCUGCAGGACGUUUUCACCACGCUGGUGGACCUCAAGUGGCGCUUCACCUUGGUCAUCUUCACCACCACCUUCGUGAGCAGCUGGCUGCUGUUCGCCAUGAGCUGGUGGCUGGUGGCGUUCGCGCACGGAGACCUGGACCCGGGCGUGAAGAACCGGCCCUACUGCGUCACAGAGGUCAAGUCUUUUUCUUCAGCCUUCCUUUUCUCCAUCGAGGUUCAGGUCACCAUCGGCUUCGGCGGGCGCAUGAUAACGGAGCAGUGUCCGACGGCCAUCACCGUCCUCAUCCUGCAGAACAUAGUCGGCCUCAUCAUCAAUGCAGUCAUGCUGGGUUGCAUCUUCAUGAAGACGGCUCAGUCAAACCGUCGCGCCGAGACGCUGAUCUUCAGCCGCCACGCCGUGAUCGCCGUCAGGAACAACUGUCUGUGUUUCAUGAUUCGGAUCGGCGAUCUGAGGAAGAGCAUGAUUAUCGGCGCAACUGUCCGGCUACAGGUUGUGAGGAAAACGACCACGCCGGAAGGGGAGGUGAUCCCCAUCCACCAGAUUGACGUGCAGACAGAGAGCGCCAUGGCCAGCAACAGCUUGUUCCUCCUUGCCCCGCUCAUCAUCUGCCACGUCAUCGACAAAAACAGCCCUCUUUAUGACCUGUCGGCCAUGGAGCUGCAGUGCAGCGACCUGGAGGUGAUCGUCAUCCUGGAGGGGGUCGUGGAGACGACCGGGAUCACCACGCAGGCCCGGACCUCCUACAUUUCCGAGGAGAUACAGUGGGGUCAUCGCUUUGUUCCCAUAGUAACGGAGGAGGAGGGCGUGUACUCUGUGGACUACUCCAAAUUCGGGAACACAGUGAAGGUGGCGACUCCGCCCUGCAGCGCCCGGGAGCUGGACGAGAAGCCGUCCAUCCUGAUCCAGACCCUCCAGAAGAGCGAGUUGUCGCACCAGAACUCGCUGAGGAAGCGCAACUCCAUGCGGCGGAACAACUCCAUGAGGAAAGGUGGGAACCUGCACAGGAACAACUCCGCCCUCGCUCCGCCCAAAGUCCAGUUUUUUGCCCCCAACGACGGGGGCCAGAGCCUGAACGCGGUCACCUGACACGAGGCCCGCCCCCUGCUGGCCGCCCUGCUCCUCUGCCUGGAGAGGAGGACUGCGCCCGUUUCUGUGAUGGGACUCUUUCUUUGGCACGUCUUACGUCGACAUCCGUCUUAACGCGUUUAUUGCUAACCUUCUGUUGUCACGCCGACCAUGAAACCCUGAAAUGUCAAUCACGUCUUUCUCAACACGUCUCUCUUCUGAUCGUGGAACAUCCAGAGCUUCACACGUCCUCGUUUGCACGUUAUCAAGUGAAAAACGGGAAAUUCUGAGCGGUGCCUUUAAUAAAAUCCAAUCUGUGCAUCUGUGUCUGUUCAUCACGUAUCCAUGGAGACGAUUCGUUUUGCUGCUUGAAUAAAAGACGUGAGAUGUUUUUCCAGUGGGACAUUCUGUAGCUACGAAUCAUGACAUCAUUUCCUGUACUGUUCUGUCUUCUUGUGUUACUGAGGACUGAAAGCUCUCACUUCAAUAAAAACAACUCUUAAAAAGA